Messenger RNA from Lobosporangium transversale, 153 nucleotides. RefSeq lists its product as hypothetical. Lineage: Eukaryota; Fungi; Mortierellomycota; Mortierellomycetes; Mortierellales; Mortierellaceae. The transcript has a single exon. The annotation marks the transcript as partial. The record is from RefSeq and is a predicted model, not a curated record.
CAAGCCAAGACCUUUCCAUGUCAUCUAUGUACACGGAUAUUUUCUCGUAAGCAUGAUUUACAGCGACAUAUUCGGGUACAUACGGGAUCCAAGCCAUAUGUUUGCAUGAGCUGUCAGAAGGCAUUUGCGAGGACAGAUGCGUUGUGUCGGCAU